AUGUCAACUGGGAACUUGAACCUGCCUAGCGACCUUCACCUUCUCGACACUGGAAGCGCCGUUGGGCCCUCACCUUUCACGGCGCCAAAUGCCUUCUCCGGCGAGUUCUUGGGGUUGCCCAUGAACGAAGACGAACCACAUUUUUGGAGCCUCAGUCCUAUCUCUCCAACAAUGGGCAUGGCCUGGGAUACCAAAGCAGAUGCAGCGGCCUUUGCCGGCUCAGCACUCGAACGGGAUCUCAAAAACGCCCAGGUCCGCAAUGGCCAGCCCACACCACCACCCUACGAUGAUCACACCCACGAAUCAUCCAGCCUUGAAUACGAGAGUGCCAGCAAGCGCCGCCGCCUGCGCGAGUCCAAAUCAGCAGCAGAUAGUCUGAGCCCAGACUUCGAUGACAUCCCUCCUCAAGAGCGAGCUAAACGGGCCAAGUUCCUAGAACGCAACCGUCUCGCGGCGAGCAAAUGUCGACAGAAGAAGAAAGAGCAUACGCAGAAGCUGGAGUAUCGCUACAAGGAACAGUCGGAGAAAAAAGAGCGGCUACAAGGAGAAAUUGCUAGUCUACGCUCACAGAUCUUGAGCCUCAAGAACGAGGUGCUGAAGCAUGCCCAGUGUGGCGAUGAGCCUAUCAAACUUCAUCUUGCGCAGAUGGUGAAGAGGAUCACCGAUAGCGAUGGCCCGGCCCCGGCCCCGGCGCCAGUAGAUCCACCGAUCAAUAUCGUGGACCACAUCUCCGUCUCGCCGCCCCGAGCUCCCCCCCGAGCUCCUCCUACGCUUGCUCCGACCAAAACACCUGUUACGAGCCAGGCUGCGACAACUUCGAAUCUUUCUUUCGGAUUCGAUGAUCCACUGCAGCUGGAACCAGCUGCCGUGGCUGCGGCAGAGGCCUUUGAGCAGCAGCUUCGUCGCAAUUCAGAGGCAUCGCUUGUUUCCGAGUCUUCAUAUACCUUUUCGCCGGACGAUACAUUUGAUGACCUGAUCAACGUUUAA
Penicillium atrosanguineum is the source of this 987-nucleotide messenger RNA. It is a transcript of the gene atfB, whose product is annotated as bZIP transcription factor atfB. Gene Ontology annotation, molecular function: RNA polymerase II cis-regulatory region sequence-specific DNA binding; DNA-binding transcription factor activity, RNA polymerase II-specific. The coding region runs from base 1 to 987 and encodes 328 amino acids. The record is from RefSeq and is a predicted model, not a curated record. Gene Ontology annotation, biological process: regulation of transcription by RNA polymerase II. The transcript has a single exon. NCBI's taxonomy places the organism in Eukaryota, Fungi, Ascomycota, Eurotiomycetes, Eurotiales, Aspergillaceae.